Molecule: messenger RNA, 1014 nt
Organism: Priceomyces carsonii
Lineage: Eukaryota; Fungi; Ascomycota; Pichiomycetes; Serinales; Debaryomycetaceae
Product: t-SNARE syntaxin
Exons: 1
Coding region: 1-1014 (337 amino acids)
Biological process (GO): intracellular protein transport; endoplasmic reticulum to Golgi vesicle-mediated transport; vesicle fusion
Cellular component (GO): SNARE complex; Golgi membrane; endomembrane system
Molecular function (GO): SNAP receptor activity; SNARE binding
Source: RefSeq, a predicted model, not a curated record
AUGUCUUCUGGUAUACAGAAUCGAACAUUUGAAUUUCAGCAAUGUGUCACCACGUUUGACAAGUUAAAUAAAAAGAACAACGUUGGCAGUCAUGAUAAUAAACCACAGCAGCUCGGACGACCGAAGCGAUCACAGUUGACUCAACAGGCCAGCAUCAUAGCGAAAGAUAUAUCCCAUGUCACGGCACUUUUAAGCAAGCUUGCAUUAUUAGCCAAAAGAAAGCCACUCUUUGACGACAAACCUAUCGAAGUAAAUGAACUAACCUACGUCAUAAAACAAGAGAUUUUCAAAAUAGAACAAAGUAUUACGAAUCUAAGAAAGUUUAUAAAUGGCGAAACAAGCAUUCAAGUGGACUCUCAAAUAUCCCAGUAUUCUAAAAAUUUGCUAAAUUUAUUAAAUUCAAAGAUGAAGAAUGUGUCUGGAGAGUUUAAAAAUGUUUUAGAAAUUAGACAAAAGAAUGAGAUUUUAAAUAAAUCAAGGACAGAAAAUUUUCUAUCUGCAGCAACUAAUUCCAACCACAGAUCCAAUACCCAAUCACCACUUAAUCAAACCAAAGAUCAGUUGAAUAAUCUUGCGGAAAAUCCCUACUUAUUAAGCGCACAGAGGGCAGAGUCUCCUUUGCCUUACGACCCCGAUAGAGAUCCUAAUAUUUCUGCCCCAUAUGACAAUAAUGGAGGUGAAUAUUUGUCAAUUCCUAACCAAACUCAACAGAUGUUACUCAUGGAGAAUCAGGGGCAGGAAUAUUUACAGCAGAGAAAUAGGGCCGUGGAGACGAUAGAGUCAACCAUAAAUGAAGUUGGUAACUUAUUCCAGCAACUCGCAACUAUGGUUAGUGAGCAAGGGGAAACUAUUCAAAGAAUUGACCAAAAUGUAGAUGAUAUUAAUCUCAACAUAUCUGGAGCUCAAAGAGAAUUGCUAAAGUAUUAUGCAAACAUCACAAGAAAUAGAUGGCUAUUUUUGAAAAUUUUUGGUGUUCUUGUUAUAUUCUUCUUGAUUUGGGUCUUAGUAAGUUAG